Messenger RNA from Guillardia theta CCMP2712, 891 nucleotides. RefSeq lists its product as hypothetical. Bases 100 to 891 code for a protein of 263 amino acids. The transcript has a single exon. The record is from RefSeq and is a predicted model, not a curated record. NCBI's taxonomy places the organism in Eukaryota, Cryptophyceae, Pyrenomonadales, Geminigeraceae.
ACCGUGAGAGGCAGCACAGGCUUCAUCAAGCAUCUUCUUUGCUUGCUGGUCAGCCCACCGUGUUUGUUGUUGAGACAUCAAGUCCCUCUCCUCUUAGAUAUGGAAAGUGUACCGGAGCUGAAACCUGGUUGCAAGGGAUUCUGUGUUCUGUUCAGAGUGCCCAAUGCGGCGACUGAUAAGGUAGACAAAUUCUUUGAUGGUCACCAGGCUUUCAUGCGAAAAACUCACCCAACCUCUGGCACUGAAGAGCCAGUUGUGAUCUCGUACCAUGUGAUGCGAUCACCUGAGUUGGUGAACAAUUUGGAUCCGAGCCAGGGGACUACGGGAUUCACCAUGUACUCGAUGGUGGAAGCUUAUCGUAGUAUGGAAGGGUGUGCCAAGCACAUGGAGCUCGGACAGAAGACCGGAGACUUGUUCAAGGAGCUCGUCGAGAUGAUCAGUGCGUAUUGCAAGGUUGCGCUGAUGUUCGGAGGCGUUAUCGGAACUAUGGAGGUUGCCAUUCAGAACAUUAACAGUUCGAUCACCAAGGGCACAAUGGGCUUUCAUGGCUACUUCCGGGCGACGAACGAUGAGGAGGAGACCUUCCUGGACAAGUUCAUAGUCGAGCACACGAACUUCAUGAACGAGACCCAUCACAUCACUGGUGAUACAGAACCUCGUCUCCUUUACUUCGCAUGGAGCAAGACAGAGGAGCUGGUGAAUCCUGUCAAUCCGGAGGAGGGCAAGACCGGGAGCAAGGUCUACUCCCUGGUCGAGAUAUAUCGCGGUGAUGCGGGUUGCGCAGCUCACAUGGAGGCUGGGCAGAACUCUGCGAUCUGGAGCGAUUUUGUCAAGGCACUGUCGUACAGCCCUGGAGGCAUAUUCGGUGGGACUGUUGUCUGGACCAUCUGA